UUUUAGGUAAGUAAAUAUAAAAUAUUGUGCCAUCUGUUUACUUUAAUUGUUUUGGCCUUUUAAGAGAACUUCAUGCCUAAAAUGUUUUGCGGGGAAGAGGCACGUCAAAUGUACUAUUUCGUAACGUACGUACGUAUAUAGUCAUGUCAGAUAAACGCCAGUCCAUACAGUCAUUAUGACGUGAGUAUGACCAAUGGCCGAGCUCUUAACUUGAAGGCGACUCCGGUUGGUUAUAUGCUCCAAGAUCCAUAGUUAUUAUUGUCUGCACUCUGGACCUCUUUGAACCAUGUCAACUUAGCUUUUUCCUUUUUGCCACAUUGACAUUGUCAUUUAUCAAGCAUCGCUAUUUAUACGCCAAUUUUCAUACAAAUAUUUCGAAUUAUUUACAAAAUGCCGGACGAAAUACAAACACGACGCUACGAAUCCAUGCUGUUCAACUACGGAACAGUACAAAGAACAGAUUUCAGAGAAAAUGAAAUCAAACCUCCCGUACCUACUCUCUACAAAGAAAAGCAACCUAAGCCCAGAGCUGAAUUUAAUGGGUUAAAAGACACGCAUACUAUGACUGAGAGGCUACCCAUCCCGUUCGAUCUCUUCAUUAGGCCUAAGGAUAUAUUGAGGACUAAUCCUAGGAUCGUGCAGAAGACUUUUCUGAAGCCUGAAGAUCUAGGGCGUGAGGAGGCGCAGAGGACUCGCCCACGCCUGGUUAUGACGCCCGCCGUCAGUAUGGACGACAUUGAUAACAAACAAGUCCGCGACAUACUGGUAAAGGACAUUUAUAAAAGCACGGUGCGGAUUGCGACCGAGGAGGGCGUGGCUCUGACAAAGUACAAGACCGUUCGGGCCCCGUUCCCGGGCCUGCCGGCGCCAGCUAAUCCGAUAACUCUUCUAAAGCUGAACGCCCAAUACGUGUCUCCUGAAUGGCGCAUGGACUCAGUCUCGUGGGACAACCGUCAGCUGCGCGCCUACUGCGACCCCACUGAGAAGUUCUGGCUCGAAAGAACUCCUAAAUGCAGCGUAUGUGAUGACACAGCGGCCCGAACAGCACAACAGAAAAUGAAAGAACAAAUGAAAACGCGGGCGUGAACAGGAAGCUUUAUUGUCAAACUUAAUACCACAAUACAUAUUGUUAGUGAUUGUGUAUUGUGAGAUGAAUCAUCUUAAAAUAUUGGCCCAAUAUCGGACUAUACUGAUAAAAAGAAAAAUCGUUUUUUAUAGUAUAUAAAUUAGAAGCAUAUUUGUGUCGUUUCCAAGCAAAAAGUCGCACUUGUCGCUUGCCAUACAAGCAAAUCUCGUCCUUAUGGUAAUCGACAAAGUGGGACCUUUGAUUAGACUUCGACAUUAUUACAUAAAAUAACCAUAUAAUUCAAAACACUGUUAUCCUAUUUUAAUAUACAUUUUCAACAUUCGUUCUUGUUAUGAAAAGCAAUGUGUUUACAAAUAAAUGCGUCUCUUUCUUUUAUACGACAAUCGGAAGAGACGCCCUUAUUUAACUUUUCUCUAGCAAAUCUAAUACAUUGUACUCUCAUUUUAUAAUUAAAUCGCAUUGUAAUUAGGUAUUUUAAUUUACAUUUGGCAUAUGUGGAUUUUGUAAAUUGCAUUUGAAGAUAAGUUUACUUUGGAAUAAUAUAAAGUGACAAAGAUA
This is a messenger RNA of Cydia pomonella (codling moth), 1645 nucleotides long. RefSeq lists its product as uncharacterized. The transcript has 5 exons. Lineage: Eukaryota; Metazoa; Arthropoda; Insecta; Lepidoptera; Tortricidae. The record is from RefSeq and is a predicted model, not a curated record. Bases 391 to 1086 code for a protein of 231 amino acids.